CUUAACGGACAAUUGAAACCUCGUAGACAGCAGAAACCGCAGACAUAUUUUUCAGAUUCAAUUGCAUCUUGCAUGUACAAUUUGUAAUUUAAUUUAGGCAUUUAACGAGUGCCUAAUUUGCAAAUGUACAGCAACAGAGUUUGUCACAACGGUUAACUUAUUGACUACUUUUCUGCGUGAUAUUUGUGAACGUGAGUGCAUUUCAAUGUCGUUGUGAGAUGUUGUUCCUGCUGUCAAUAUUGUUUUGGUUCCUACUCUACAAGCUACUAAACAGUGUCUCUUUCUGUGGCAAGGAUUCUCCAGAAUGGAAUUGCAGACUGGUGACUUUGCUACAUGGGGUAUUUUGUCUCUUCUCAACUGCAAUGUCGACGUUGGUGUUCGGACCUUGGCCGUUUACUGAUCAGGGUGGGUUGAAUACGCCCCUGGAGAACUUCAUAGUCAUAGUGUGUCUGGGCUACUUCCUGUUUGAUUUCGCCUGGUGUCUCAUCCAGCCCAGCAAGGAAUCCAGGGUCAUGUUCAUUCAUCACCUCAUCAGCAUAGCCUCUCUGGCCUAUGUGUUAUACACUGAGCACAGUGGGACCGAAUUGAUGGGAACUAUAUUUGGAGCGGAAGCUAGCAACCCCUUUCUACAGAUUCGAUGGUUUCUAAAAGAGCUCGGCUUGAAGGAAACGAAACUGUACGAAGUGAACAACAUAGUGUUCGUGUUAGUCUUCUUCAUCUUCCGAAUCAUUCUUGGCUCACACCUUCUUAUCACCACCCUCCUCCACCCCAAACCCACCCUCAUCAUCAAAGUGGGGGGCAUAGGACUUUAUUUAGUGGGGUGGAUAUUCAUGUAUGAUAUUGCUCUAUACAUGCGUCACUUCUUCGGCUCGAAAGCGAAGCGCAAACAGAGCCAAUCAGAUGCUGCCAUUGACAUCAACCCAAAUGCUGCCGAGGAGAAAUUACAAAGUUCUGAAAUAAUGGAAUCUUCCACUUACAAAAACGGAAUGAAUGUGCGAAAUGGAAUCGUACAUGCAAUUGCUAUGUCGUAAAGCUAAUGAACAAUUAACCAAGAAAAGGUAUUGAUUGAUAAAUUUUAUUAAUCCUUAAGUUGAUUCGAAUCCUUAUUUGCCUUUGAAGUGUCUUAAAGCUCAAAUCAAAUGAUGAUCAGUUUCUUCAUAAAUAUCGAAUCAUAUAUUUUUAAGUGUAAAUUUGUAUUUACAUUUGUGGAUUGUCCCCAAUUGACAAAUUUUUCCUUCA
Molecule: messenger RNA, 1239 nt
Organism: Symsagittifera roscoffensis
Lineage: Eukaryota; Metazoa; Xenacoelomorpha; Acoela; Convolutidae
Product: TLC domain-containing protein 5-like
Exons: 3
Coding region: 219-1031 (270 amino acids)
Cellular component (GO): membrane
Source: RefSeq, a predicted model, not a curated record